Helobdella robusta is the source of this 993-nucleotide messenger RNA. RefSeq lists its product as hypothetical. Gene Ontology annotation, molecular function: AMPA glutamate receptor activity; transmitter-gated monoatomic ion channel activity involved in regulation of postsynaptic membrane potential. The coding region runs from base 1 to 993 and encodes 330 amino acids. Lineage: Eukaryota; Metazoa; Annelida; Clitellata; Rhynchobdellida; Glossiphoniidae. Gene Ontology annotation, cellular component: AMPA glutamate receptor complex; postsynaptic membrane; plasma membrane. The transcript has 5 exons. Gene Ontology annotation, biological process: modulation of chemical synaptic transmission; synaptic transmission, glutamatergic. The record is from RefSeq and is a predicted model, not a curated record.
AUGAUAGACGACUAUUCACCCUCGCCGUUAUCAUCAUCAUCGUUUUUGCCAUCAUCGUCAAAGACAUCAUUAAAUUUCCAAAAAAACAAAACUGGAAAACCGCGUUUCUACGGCUACCUACCGGAAAUGCUUCAAACAAUGUCGGAACAGAUGAACUUUCGGUAUGAUUACCAUCUGGUGGCUGACGGAAGUUACGGACUUGUAAACGGAAACGGAAGCUGGAACGGGAUGAUUGGUGAACUUAUCAGAGGGGAGGCCGAUAUAGCGGUAGCUCCACUGCUUGUGAUUGACAACAGGAAACCUUACGUCGACUUCACACUUCCAUUCCUCAACUGCCAGACCUCCAUUCUAAUUAGGAAAAACUUCAAACUCAAAACCAUUGAAGAUCUGCUCAGCCAAUCAGAUUUGAAGUUUGGAACGAUAAGGCGGGGCGUCAUUCCACGCUCGUGCAAGAGGUCCAAUGAUACGACCAUGAAGAUUCUCUGGAAACGUAUACAACGCCACGCCCCAGAAGUUAUGACGUCAACAAACGAGGAGGGCAUAGAGAUGGUGAGAAGGAGCAAGUUUGCAUUUCUCCUCCCUGACGUCAUCGGUGAAUACAUAUCAGGCCAGAAACCGUGCGACCUCAUCAACAUCGGUCCUCUGCCGCUGGCUCCGAAAGGUUUCGGAUUUGCUCUUCCCAAACAUUCGCCCUACCUGUCUGCCUUCAACCGAGUUAUCCGGAACCUCAAGAAAUCCGGAUACUUGGAUCGAUUAAAGGCUAAGUGGUGGACUCCAGAAUGUUUGAGUGACAAAUUUGUAACGGAUUCCAGAUUAAAAAGUCGUAGUGGUAAAAGUGGAAAUGCUUUGUUGAGAUCCGGCCGACCGAUUAUAUUCGGAAGUAGCGGUGUAUCGUCGGUGUUUUUGGCAAAAAGUAAAUGGUUAUUAAUGGAUUAUUGUUUCAAUACAAUUUAUUUAAUGACUCUUUUCGAUUUAUUCAAAAAUUAUUGCUGA